Tachysurus vachellii is the source of this 1347-nucleotide messenger RNA. RefSeq names its product steroid-5-alpha-reductase, alpha polypeptide 1 (3-oxo-5 alpha-steroid delta 4-dehydrogenase alpha 1) (gene srd5a1). Gene Ontology annotation, biological process: steroid biosynthetic process. Bases 80 to 886 code for a protein of 268 amino acids. Gene Ontology annotation, molecular function: 3-oxo-5-alpha-steroid 4-dehydrogenase activity. NCBI's taxonomy places the organism in Eukaryota, Metazoa, Chordata, Actinopteri, Siluriformes, Bagridae. The transcript is spliced from 5 exons. The record is from RefSeq and is a predicted model, not a curated record. Gene Ontology annotation, cellular component: membrane.
AUUGGUUGGAGCCGCACCGAAACACCAAACUAUUUAUAUUAGUCUUUAUACUAAAGCCUUUAGAACCUUUUUAUUUAUUAUGGACGUUAUGGAGAACGUUGUGAGAAGCUUGUUGGGCUCUGAAGAGGAAGAACUUUACAUUCUGGACUGUCUUGCAUAUUUAAUGCUGCUCAUGGCUUUGGGGACGUUUUUCACUUUGCUCUUUGAGAACACACCUUAUGGCAGAUAUACAUCAAGUACAUAUGGAUUUCCUGUUCAUGUUAAAGUGGCUUGGUUUGUUCAAGAGCUACCUGCUUUUCUUCUACCUCUGAGUUUAAUAUUAUGGGCUUCACCCUUGAAGAUAACAGUCCUACCAAACCAGAUACUUCUUGGCAUGUACUUUUGUCACUAUGUCCAAAGGUCUCUCUUAUAUCCGUUUUUAAUCCGAGGUGGAAAGCCCACACCGUUCGCUUCAUUUGCUCUAGCAUUUCUGUUUUGCUUUUAUAAUGGAUAUCUGCAAGUGAGAUACCUGAGCCAGUAUGCAGACUUCCCUCAGGGUUGGGUUUCACAUCCGUGCUUCAUCACAGGCUCCUGUCUAUGGUUUCUGGGAUGGAUAAUUAACCUUCAUUCUGACCACAUCCUGAGGAACCUGCGCAGUCCAGGGGAAACGGGCUACAAGAUACCCAGAGGUGGAGCGUUCGAGUAUGUUUCAGGGGCUAAUUUUCUGGGUGAGAUAGUGGAAUGGGUUGGAUUUGCGCUGGCUGCACACUCAGUCCACAGUUUUGCCUUUGCUUUCUUCACCUUCAUCGUCCUUUCCAACCGAGCCGUCUCCCACCACAAGUGGUAUCUUGAGAAAUUUGAGGAUUACCCCAAAUCAAGGAAAGCUCUGAUUCCAUUUGUAUUCUGAAGAAACUCACAUACAGUGAAGGACAUCCAAACAUUGUUUUACGAACUAUAAGGGAAUUUCUUAUUGCAUUCAAAUAUGAAGCAUUAUUUAUAUAAAAGCACGUGUCAAUGCAGAAUGGCAACAGAGUCAGACCACUGUAAAAUGGAACUGUGCGGGAACGAGUCAUGGAAACAUAAUUAAACCUCAAGGCACAAAGUUUUGCGUCUUGUCUUGCAAACCGAGACCAAAAUAUUAGAGAUGAACUGGCCCGAAAAGGGAAGUUUUAAUAAUUGAUUACAAAUCCUAAAUUCUUUACAGCACGUUACAGACUUUUUUCACAUAUGGUUAAGGAAAAGCCAUAAAAUCUUCAUAUAUAAAAUAGAAUUUUAAGACAAAAAAAAAGCUGUUUUUUAAUUAACUAAAUUUUAAUUCAAAUUAAUUCAUUUUUUAAGAUUAAGUAGUGAGGGUGAAAUAAAGUUUGU